This is a messenger RNA of Bacillus rossius redtenbacheri, 995 nucleotides long. Its product is annotated as E3 ubiquitin-protein ligase MARCHF3-like. Gene Ontology annotation, biological process: protein ubiquitination. Gene Ontology annotation, molecular function: ubiquitin-protein transferase activity; zinc ion binding. The record is from RefSeq and is a predicted model, not a curated record. Lineage: Eukaryota; Metazoa; Arthropoda; Insecta; Phasmatodea; Bacillidae. The transcript has 3 exons. The coding region runs from base 4 to 882 and encodes 292 amino acids.
ACAAUGCGGGCCGCAACAAUGGGCUGUCUCCGCGGAGAUCCUCGAAGGGCGAGCCCGCGAGCACAGCCCGCGCCAUCCCCCCUCUCGGACGCUGCCAAAAUUCCUCAGUGCCGCCGCCAGCUCCCCCUGGACGGGCGGAAGAUGUCGUCGCCGUCGCUACCGUCGCGUGCGGGGCCGGAGAGCUCCUCCGAGGUCGAGGCGCGCGACAGCUUCCCCUGCUGCCGCGACCACCUGGACCUGGUGGGCGCCGCGCUGGCCAGCAAGUCCUCCGUCAGGAUCGACGUCGACUCCUCCACCGCCGACCUCUCCCUCCCAGGCGGCUCGCCGGACAAGAUCUGCCGCAUCUGCCACGGGGACAGCCCCGUGGAGGGACUGCGGUCGCUGUGCCGCUGCCGGGGCACCGUGGGGCUGGUGCACAAGGAGUGCCUGGAGGCGUGGCUGUCCGCGUCCGGCUCUGCCCGCUGCGAGCUGUGCGGCUUCCAGUUCGAGCUGAGCCGCGUGCCGCGCCACCGGCUGGCGCGCGCCUUCUGGCUGUGGGUCACCACCGAGGCCGACCGCACCCAGCUGCUGGUGGACCUGGUGUGGUUCUGCCUGAUGACGCCGUUCGCGGCGCUGUCCGGCUACCUCAUCUACCGCUCGCUGCACCGCUACAAGGAGCUGAUGCGCGUGGACGGCGCGCCCCUGGCGGCGCCCGAGCGCAACGAGCCCACCAUGGUGAACCUGGUGCUGCUCAUGUCGUGCCUCACGCUCGCCGUGUACUACGCGUGGGCCGUGGCCAUCGUGCAGUACCACGCGCGCUGGUGGUACCGCUGGUGGCUGACCACGUUCGUGGUGACCGUGGUGGAGCCGCCCGACGCCGCGCCGCCCGACGAGCCGGCCUGACGUCCGCCCCCCGCCCCCAAAUCCCCGUCGAACACUCCCUCCGAGCGCCUCCACCACCCCUACGACAUGCCCUCACGCAUUCAACAACUCAUUAAAAAAUUAUAAUACCGAAA